AUGGUUCGUCCACAAGAAGACAACUUCAUUUUGAGAUGUGGCAAACUAUUCCAUCAAUACGCUGUGGACAUGUAUGCGAAGAUUGAAUCAGAACGUCUCAAUUACCUUAGAUUCAAUCAAGCGGCAUUGCGAUCGGAAGAGUACAUACACUUACAAGAUGCAAUAGUGAAUGAUGGCGAUGUCAAUAAUAUUGGACGUUUAACAAUACUACCAACGACUUAUAUUGGCAGUCCGCGUCACAUGCAUCAAUAUACACAAGAUGCAAUGUCGUACGUUAGUCAGACACCAACAUACCGCCACGAUAUAACAGCACGUGUAUUUCGACAGAAAUUGAAAGCGCUGAUUGAUUUGAUUAUCGAAUUGCGAGUAUUUGGAGAGGUGCGUUGCUGGAUGUACUCGGUCGAAUGGCAAAAGAGAGGGCUUCCGCAUGCACAUAUAUUGAUAUGGCUGUUACGUAAAAUAACACCGGAUCAAAUUGAUAGCAUUAUAUCAGCUGAAAUUCCAGAUGAAAUUGCUGAUCCUGAAUUAUUUGAAGUUGUCAAGUAA
This is a messenger RNA of Sipha flava (yellow sugarcane aphid), 546 nucleotides long. RefSeq lists its product as uncharacterized. NCBI's taxonomy places the organism in Eukaryota, Metazoa, Arthropoda, Insecta, Hemiptera, Aphididae. The record is from RefSeq and is a predicted model, not a curated record. The transcript has 2 exons. The coding region runs from base 1 to 546 and encodes 181 amino acids.